Rhopalosiphum maidis (corn leaf aphid) is the source of this 2859-nucleotide messenger RNA. Its product is annotated as bumetanide-sensitive sodium-(potassium)-chloride cotransporter-like. Lineage: Eukaryota; Metazoa; Arthropoda; Insecta; Hemiptera; Aphididae. Gene Ontology annotation, biological process: sodium ion homeostasis; potassium ion import across plasma membrane; sodium ion transmembrane transport. Gene Ontology annotation, molecular function: sodium:potassium:chloride symporter activity. The transcript has 19 exons. The record is from RefSeq and is a predicted model, not a curated record. Gene Ontology annotation, cellular component: membrane. Bases 163 to 2859 code for a protein of 898 amino acids.
UGAAAACUUCAUACCAUCGAUCACUCACAGUUAAUAAUAUAUAAACUAUAAUAUUAUUUCCAUAGCAACAAUUUGCAUCGUGAAUUCGUGUGCGUUUAUUGAAAUAUUUAACUAUUUUGUGCACACAUCAAAUACUCAAUUACAAAAAUCCAGUUGACAAGUAUGACUGAACAGGUGGAUGUUAAACGAAAAACGUACCAUUGGAAAAAUCAGAUCCAGUCCUAUGAUAAAUUGGUUCGUGAUGAAGAAAGUAAAUUAAAUGUAAACCAAGGAAUAAAAUUAGGAUGGGUCGAAGGUGUGCUGAACCCAUGUUUACUCAGUAUUUGGGGUGUUAUGCUUUUCUUGCGGAUGCCUUGGAUUGUUGGACAAGCUGGCAUAUUUGAUUCAAUUUUGAUUAUUUUCAUAUCACUUAUAAUAAUAAUUAUCACUACAUUUUCAUUGUCAGCCAUCAGUACUAAUGGACGAGUUAAAGGAGGGGGCUUAUAUUUUAUUAUUUCCAGAUCGAUUGGGCCGGAAUUCGGUGCGUCUAUUGGAAUCCUAUUGGCAUUAGCCAAUACCAUUUUAGUAGCGUUGAACACAAUCGGAUUUUGUUUAUCAUUAAAAUCCCUAUUGCAUACGUUUAAUAUACAUGCAAUGGAUUCCAAUUUUGUAUUUAUACUAACGGGGUUUAUAGCGAUACUUAUUAUGGGAAUAUUGUGUUGUGUAGGCAUGGACGAUGAAGCUAAAAUUCAAAAUAUAUUGCUAAUUUUUAUUGUUGGAGCAAUUUUUGACGUCUUAAUCGGAUCAUUUUUAGGACCAACUACCGAUGUUGCAAUAGCUUCAGGCUUCACUGGACUAAGCAUGAAGACAUUCAAAGAAAAUUGGUAUUCAGAUUAUACGACCGAUCAAUCAUUUUUUACAAUUUUUGCCGUUUUUUUCCCGUCUGUAACAGGUAUACAAGCUGGAGCAAAUAUAUCUGGAGAUCUUAAGGAUCCAAGUGCUUCAAUACCGAAGGGAACUCUAUUAUCGAUUCUCAUCACCAUUACUUCAUAUAUUGUUUUAGUAUUGGUACCCGGAGCGGUUCAAUUAAGAGAUGCAAGUGGUAAUCCAAACGAAUUACUUAAUGGAUUUUAUUUAAAUUGUUCAUUUAGAAAUUGUACUCAAGGAUUACACAAUAACGAAAAUGUAAUGCAGACGAUAUCUUUAUGGUCGUAUCUUAUAUACCUUGGUUGUUUUGCAGCUACCUUAAGCACUGCUUUAACCGCCUUAAUUGCUGUUCCUAAAAUAUUACAAAGGAUGGGUCAAGAUGAUAUUUAUCCAUUUCUUAAAUACUUAUCAAAAGGUUAUGGAAAAUCAAAUGAACCUUAUCGAGCUCACGUCCUAGCUAUUGUAAUUUCGUCAAUAUUUCUUUUAAUUGGUGAACUGAAUGAGAUCGCAUCAUUCAUCUCAACGAUUUAUUUGUGUGCAUACGCUUUGUUAAAUUUAUGUACAUUUCAUGUAGCACAUUUUCAACCAUUAGGUUGGAGGCCAUCAUACGAAUUUUAUAACAAAUGGUUAAGUCUUGCUGGAGCUAUUAUUUGUUUUUUGGUAAUGAUCCUUAUUGACAAACAAAUGUCAGUAAUUGUUGGAUGUAUUAUAUGGAUUUUAUAUAUAAUUGCAGCUGAAAAGAAAGAUGAUAUAAAUUGGGGAUCCUCAAAACAAAUACAACAAAUCAAAACCGUUAUAAAUAAUGUGUACAUGGCUGACACCAUUCAACAGCAUGUCAAAAACUAUGUACCUAAUAUUAUGGUACUUUCUGGUGAACCUGAAUCAAGAAAAGAACUGGUCUAUUUAGCUCAUAUAAUAACUAAAAAUAAUGGUUUACAAACGUGUAUUAAUAUAAUAAAGAAUCCAUUAAUACAGAAACAAAAAAAAGAAUUACUAGAAAAAGGAGCAAAUUGGUUAAAUCAAACUGGAAUCAAAUCUUUGUAUAAUGUACUUGAUAAUAUCGAUUUGGAUAUUGGUGUUCAUAUAAUAAAUAGUUGUGGUCAUGGCAUUCUUAAACCUAAUAUUAUUGUAAUUGGUUAUAAGCAUGGCUGGUUUAAGUGCACGGAUGAUGAUAUUCAAACAUAUUUAAAUAUAUUAAAUUUAUCAAAUAUGGAUGGAAUUGCAACUAUAAUUGUUCGGCUACCGAAGACAGACACAAUCAUUGAAAGCGAAGAUAACAAUUUAACUAAUAACAAACAAAUACGGUUUUACGAAGAUGAAAACGUAAACAGUAAAGCAUUAAUUAACAAAGAAGAAAAAUAUCAAGCUAAGGAAUUUGAUUGUUCUGUAAAAAUGCACGAUACUGAAUUUUCGUUUGUUACAAAACGAAAUAAUGGGACAGUGGAUGUAUGGUGGUUGUUCGACGAUGGUGGUUUGGCAUUGAUUAUUGCACACAUAUUUAAAUCAUGUGAUACCUGGAAAAAAUGCAAGUUUCGAAUAUUCGGUGUUACGGAUCAAUUGAACAACGUAGACACGGAGAAAAAUAAAUUAAAACAGCUACUAUCAAUGUAUCGGAUUCAAUUUGAUUUUGUAGACGUUGUAUUAGCAAAAGAAACUAGCCUUAAAACUAUGGGCAAUUUCACAACUCUAUGGAAUCAACAAUUUAUUAAUCAAAAAAGCCAACAACAGGAUAAUGAAAAAUACAACGAACAAUCUGUGAUUGAUACAUUAUACGUAAAAGAUUUAUUGGAAACCUAUUCAAUGCAAUCGAAUUUGAUCAUUUUAUCAUCGUCCAAAACUACUGAAAAAUUAGAUCAAAUACACAUGUAUUGGAUGGAAGUGAUAACUAGAGAAUUACCACCUUGUAUUAUAAUUCACGGAAAUACUAUUCAAACUGUUACAGCUAGUGCUUAA